This is a messenger RNA of Lepidothrix coronata (blue-crowned manakin), 2118 nucleotides long. RefSeq names its product magnesium transporter 1 (gene MAGT1). Gene Ontology annotation, cellular component: oligosaccharyltransferase complex. Lineage: Eukaryota; Metazoa; Chordata; Aves; Passeriformes; Pipridae. The record is from RefSeq and is a predicted model, not a curated record. The coding region runs from base 16 to 654 and encodes 212 amino acids. The transcript is spliced from 7 exons.
CGGAGCGGGGCGGCCAUGGCGGCACUGCCGGUGCCGGUGCCGGUGCUCGCUAUGGCGGCGCUGCUGCUCUUGGGCUGCCGCGGGCCCGGGGCUGCGGGCCAGAGGCGGAAGGAGAUGGUGUUAUCGGAAAAAGUGAACCAGCUGAUGGAGUGGGCCAGUAAAAGAUCUGUUAUCCGAAUGAAUGGAGACAAAUUUCGACGCCUUGUGAAGGCACCACCCAGAAAUUACUCGGUGAUUGUGAUGUUCACUGCUCUUCAGCCUCACAGACAGUGUGUUGUGUGCAAGCAAGCUGAUGAGGAAUACCAGAUUCUGGCAAACUCCUGGAGAUAUUCCAGUGCAUUUACCAACAAGAUUUUUUUUGCUAUGGUAGAUUUUGAUGAAGGCUCAGAUGUGUUUCAGAUGUUACAGAAUUAUAUCCAUGGAAGCAGCCAAGCCCAGUUUGUGGCAGAAACCCACAUUGUCCUGCUGUUCAAUGGUGGUGUUACUUUAGGAAUGGUCCUUCUCCAUGAAGCUGCUACUUCUGACAUGGAUGUGGGGAAAAGAAAGAUCAUGUGCAUUGCUGGGAUUGGCUUGGUGGUGUUGUUCUUCAGCUGGUUGCUGUCUGUCUUCAGAUCCAAGUACCACGGCUACCCCUACAGUUUCCUAAUGAGUUAAAGGAUUGUGGAGUCUGUAACAUCAGGAAGGUGGUGGCUCUGCAGUUGGGUGUAAUGGAAGGAAGAGCUCAAUGUGUGGUUCGUGCUACCUCUGCUUACACUGAACGAGAUAGUGAAACACUGAACCAAAGACCACGUGUAGUGCCUUAAAUAAAACAAGCAAUUUGCUCUGAAGGACACAGAGUAUUAAGAUGCAAUCUCUCUUUCAUAAGCUUUACAUCUUCUUAAGCAACUUUACUUCUAGUGAAAUUCAAAAUUUAAUGCUUAAAACUGCAUUUCCAUAGACUAACUAGAAACAGGGCUUUAAAUUCACUGGGAUAAUCUGUUGCUUUCCCCCUCAAGUAUUUAUCACUUUAUUUCCUGUUUGUACAUAGCAGGUGACAGCAGCAUCUCUUGUCAUGCCUUUUCAUGGUUGAGGAAACACCAUCAUGUACUUGGAAAUCUUUUCCUUCAGUCCGUGUGCAACCCUUGGAGCAUAGUACAGAUUCCAGUGUGGAAUGUGCGUAUCCUAGAGCUGUGUCUCAUUUCUGAGAAGAGUUCUUAACUGCUGUAUGAUGCAAGAGGUUGUUUCACAGGUGAAGGGAGAAUUUUCAGUAGGUAGAACUGAGUUAAUAAUUCAGUUAUUCAUUAAAAACUUUUUUUGCCAAAUGCUGAAACUGCAAUGUUUAAGUUGUAAACUGAGUCUCAGCUGAAAAAAGUGUUCUUAUGCUGACCAACACUCAAAAAUACAAACCAAAACUACAAAGUUAACUGGCUAUGUGUGGCAUGAAUUAGAAGUUGCUAACUGGCUUUCAAGUUACUGCUCAGAGCUCUGGCAAAUCAACAGAUACCAGAUUUCUGGUCUGUUAUGUCAGUUCUUACAUUUUCCACUCAUUUUCUCCCAAGUUUUUACCCUUGGGGAGCACAUGGGAGAGAGCAAUCUGUGUCCCAGGAUAAAUGUUGCUCCCCCAGGACAGAUUUGUUAGCCUUACAAUUGAAUGCAUGUGCUUUUUGCUCUCUCCUUUUGUUCUCUCACCUUACAAAGAUAUUUUGCCUUAAGAAUUCCUGAAUUAAGAAUACCUUGUGCCUCAGCCCAAACUGCACGUGUGCUACGGGAAAUCUUUGCAGCCUGAUUCAGUAACACUUCCUUCUGUAGGCUGUGGUGGCCUUGGAGGUUACUAGAAAAUAUGAGACUUUUGUCUCCUGCUUCUCCCUCUCCCCUGUCUUAAGGGGUUACAGAAUUUGGAUGCUUUAGAUUGACUCUCGGAAAGGACAAUGUCAUUGCAAGUAGAAUGUUAUUCUUACGCAGUUGUACUAAAUUAACACACAUCUCAAGUGCCUUAACUUCACUAAUUUAGUUGUUUGAUGUUUCAACUUGUUGAGAUGCAUUUUUCUAUGCCAUACAGAAUGAUAAGCCUUAGUGGAAUGGACAAAUUGUGUGCCUGGCUGGAUUUUGGACAAGUCUCAAUAAAAUUUUUUAGUCUAA